CCCACCCCCUUUUCUGGAGAGCAAUCUGAUCUGAUCAACACACGAGCGUUUGUACAAAGAGGGCCGCCCACAACCCUGAUGUCGGGUUUAGGGUAGUAAAGUCAAAGGGGCCAGUUAUGGCUCAUGGGAAAAAGCCUGGAAACAUGUCCAAAGUCUUGGCCCCUGGCCCUCCGUCGUGCCCCAGUGCCGGACCUCCAAAACCCAGUCAGGAGGACCAGUCUGUGAGCGAGGAGACUCAGCGACCUCCCCGUUCUACUAGGAACGACAACAAUAACCAGCUGACUCCUCCCGCUGCUUCAAAGCACUUCUACAUGAGCUGCGACCCGAGUCCGGAGGACAUGGAUGACGCCUGCUCCGAGUACGACAACGUGGGCUCGGACGUCGAGCAAGACUACGACGAGGUUCUGCAUUUCAACAGACAGGGAGCCGUCAGAUGUUACAACCAGCACGGGCCUGAGGGUGCGCAGCAAGCCGAGGAGAGCAGGGAGGCUCCCACCGCCGACCAGAUCACCCAGAAACCUCAUCACAGCACCAAGAGAUGCGAACGGCCUCACUCUGAAGGAAAACCGUACCGAAGGGGUCACCGCUUUAAGUCGCAUUGUGCCCCCAUUGCUGGAGAUGAAGCAGAGGGGGGAAUGAAAAUAAUUGAAGGAGACAGAUUCUUUUUUAACGACGAUGAUGAUUUUGAAGAGGUGUUGGAUGGAGCCAGAUUCAUAGAGGAUUUAGAUGAGGCGGAGGUAAACGCUGAAAAGCCCGCCAGCCUUUAUCAGGGCAAUGAGAGUGAAAGGAUUAAAAAGGAAAGGAAUAGAGAAGAUGAAACUUGCAUCCAGAGAAAUCAGAACGUAUCAGGAGCCGGUAAGAAGUCUGAGCCGUCCCAGAAGCGGAAAGAGCGACAGGUUAAAGGUCGAGGAAGAGGAGGAGGGGAAACGCAGCAUGUUGUUUCUGGGAUCAAAGCAGCGACGAUCAGCAGCACCGAGCAGAAUCCAAAGACUUCAUCCAGAAAGUCUGCAGUGAGGUCCAAGGAUCGACCCGGUUCCAGCAAACACCAUCACCCUCCUCCUCCUCCUCCAACGCGUCACGCUCAGUCACCCUCUGACCCCCAGAGGGCCCCGCCUCACAGAGAGAGUCCCCCCACUUCCGGACUGCCUGCUGACAACCCGGAGAACGAGUCCAGGCUGAUCAAGGCCUCUCCGGGUCUGCAGCACCCAGCAGAACAGCAGAGAGAGUCCGCAGAGGAGAAACUGAUGGGUUCUGAGGAACCCGAGCAGGAUCAGGAUGAGAAGCCAAGCACAGCCAUGAUGCCUGAGGAGGCGGCAGAGCAGCCAAAGCAGCCUCAAUGUCCAGAGCCGGUCUCUGUAGAGGAAGACAACUCUCCCAAGGAAGGAGCUGCUUUUCCCUGCUUUGAGGAUGUCCCAGGUCCCUGCGAGCCGGAAGAUCUCAUCGACGGGAUCAUCUUCGCUGCUAACUACCUAGGAUGCACUCAAGUGCUGUCCGAUAAAAAUCCGUCCAAGUCGGUGCGAAUGUCGCAGGCCCAUGAAGCUGUCAGCCACAUCAAGAGCCAAGAUGAAGAUUCUCAGAUGAUGACUGAGGUCGACCUCUUCAUCUCCACUAAGGCUGUCAAAGUACUGAAUGCUGACACACAGGAGACGAUGAUGGACAGUGCCUUGCGGACCAUAUCCUACAUCGCCGACAUUGGCAGCAUCGUGGUUCUGAUGGCACGGAGACGCAUGUCUCAGGCUUCAUCAGAGGAUUUCUCUGAAUCGUCUGAUUCUGCCAGCGAAGGGAAAACUCAGUACAGAAUGAUCUGCUACGUCUUCGAGUCAGAAGAUGCACAGCUGAUUGCGCAGUCCAUCGGUCAGGCUUUCAGCGUGGCCUACCGGGAAUUCCUGCGAGCCAACGGCAUCAACCCGACCGACCUGAGCCACAAACAGUACAGUGACAUCAUCAACUCCGAGGAAAUGUACCACGACGACCUCGUGCAUUUCUCAAACUCAGAGAACCGUAAAGAGCUGUAUGUGGAAAAGCAGAAAGGCGAGAGCCUCGGCGUGGUCAUAGUGGAGUCCGGCUGGGGCUCCAUUCUGCCCACCGUCAUCCUGGCCAGCAUGCUGAACAGUGGCCCCGCAGCGCGGUCCGGAAAACUCAGUGUGGGAGACCAGAUCAUGUCCAUUAAUGACACAAGUCUGGUGGGACUGCCACUGGCCACUUGUCAGAGCAUCAUUAAGGGCUUGAAGAAUCAGGUGAAAGUGAAGCUGAGCAUCGUAAGCUGCCCUCCUGUUACGACCGUCCUCAUAAAGAGACCGGACCUCAAAUAUCAGCUCGGCUUCAGCGUUCAGAACGGCAUCAUCUGCAGUCUGAUGCGAGGCGGGAUUGCCGAGCGAGGCGGCGUCCGAGUCGGGCACAGAAUCAUCGAAAUAAACGGGCAGAGUGUUGUUGCCAUGGCGCAUGAGAAGAUUGUUCAAACUCUGUCUGUCUCCGUGGGUGAGAUCAACAUGAAGACAAUGCCUGCAGUGAUGUUCAGACUCCUGACGGGUCAAGAGACGCCGGUCUACAUAUAGAAAUCCUGCACGGAUUGAUCCUCUGAAGUUCUGGAUGAAGGGAAUUUAUUUUUCUACCAUUUUAAAUUGUUUUGCUUCUUGUUGCAAUGCUGUAAAGAACAUCGUUUCCAGGUCUUAUCUUGAAUUACGUCAUCAUAAUGGCCUUAUAAUGUGAACACCGUCUGUAGUAUUGUACGUGAGGUAAUGGUGUCAAAGAAAAGUAGCUUUAUGGUCAUGAUUAUUUUCUUAUGAAGAGAUAAAUUAGCACAUUUAUUUUUUAUUUAGUCAUUUUUAUAAUGCGUAUGGGGUUCAAAAAUGUACUUAUACUGUAAAUACUUUGGGUUGGCUUCGUUGGGAAGGCCAUAACUACUCCUGCAAAAACACAGUAUGCAUGUGAUUGUGGAAAAAUAACAGACCAGGGAUUCAGUCUCGAUCUGACAUCGUUAUCUAUUACAGUAAGUAUUAAAACUCGACAAAAACAUGAUGUACAAAAGCACCGAACUCUGCAUUACAGUGAUGCUGAAGGCCAAAGACACACCUCUUGUUUAAGGAGAUUCAACAACACUUUGAGUGACAGAGAGUACAAGAAUGUAUCAAUAUACUCAUUACUGGAUGAAUGUAAUGAAGAAAAAAUACAAUUUCUCUCC
This is a messenger RNA of Gambusia affinis (western mosquitofish), 3181 nucleotides long. It is a transcript of the gene apba2a, whose product is annotated as amyloid beta (A4) precursor protein-binding, family A, member 2a. Gene Ontology annotation, molecular function: amyloid-beta binding; protein binding. Gene Ontology annotation, cellular component: plasma membrane; dendritic spine; cytoplasm. Gene Ontology annotation, biological process: chemical synaptic transmission. The record is from RefSeq and is a predicted model, not a curated record. Bases 117 to 2555 code for a protein of 812 amino acids. The transcript has 12 exons. NCBI's taxonomy places the organism in Eukaryota, Metazoa, Chordata, Actinopteri, Cyprinodontiformes, Poeciliidae.